This is a messenger RNA of Chironomus riparius, 2581 nucleotides long. The record is from the annotation of a GenBank genome assembly. NCBI's taxonomy places the organism in Eukaryota, Metazoa, Arthropoda, Insecta, Diptera, Chironomidae.
AAAAUAUCUUAAGCUCGGAAGUUUAUAAUCCCCCUCAAUCACUUCCAUUAUUUUGAUGUCUUCUGCACUCGAAAAGUUUCAAGUUCUGUACCAGAAAAUCGAAUAAGUAGGUAGCCAAAGAGAAAAAUAAAGUUUUCACAUCCAAUAACUUGUCUUGAAAGAAUCUGAAUGAUUGAAUAGCAUUAAAGAUGCCAAGAAGGCAAAGUCUAGAACGCAAUCCAAGCAAUUCGAGUGACUUAAAUCCACGAAAGAAGAUGAAUAAGGAAAAAGACAUCAAAAAGGCAACAACAACAACAAAUUUAUCACAAUUUUUGUGUCCAAUAUGUUUUAGUACGAUUUGUGAGGCAACAAUCACGAGAUGUGGACAUACAUUCUGUAACAAGUGCAUCCAAAAGUCAAUAGACAUCAACAAGUCAUGUCCAAAAUGUAACAGCACGCUCACGACUGAUCAAAUAUUUCCAAAUUUCCUCCUCAAUGAGCUGAUAUCGAAACAUUUGAUGGAACAGCAGGAAAUGGAAAGAAUGUUUCCAGGAACGCAAGGCAUUGAGGAUGAAGACGGUACAUUGGACAAUCUCAAGUCAUUCCUGACAACAGAAUCAAUUGAGAAAUUGUCACUUCCGGAUAUUAACAUUGUUUUGGAUAUUUUUACACAACGGAAGAUCCUGUUGGAAGCGGAAUCAAUUACAGCACAGAACAAGCUACUUCAUGAGUUCCUGCAGCACUUAAUGAAACAGACAGAACAGCAGCAACGAGAAUUGGAGAAGAAAAUUCGAUUAAUUAAAAAUGACAUUAAGGUUGUCGAGAAUAUCCUCAAAAAUGUCCAAAGUUCAUGUCCAAAAAUUGAGGAUGUCGAGAAGCAGUUUGAGAAGAGCACAGCAAGUUCAGCAUCAGAUCCGAGUGGGUCAAGUUCCGCAGGACAAGAACUCGAUGCAAUUAAGAAUGAAAUGAAGCAAUUAAUCACCGACAUUGACUCAUCGAUGCCAAAUAAUGAUCAACAGACAGCACUUCCGUUGUCACAGUCAUCAACUUAUAAGAUCCGGAAGCAGAGGAUGUUUCAGCAUUUUGAUGACUUUGUCAAGUGUUACUUUACAAAUCGUGCUGAAGAUCUGCACUUUCAGAAUGAAGAGGAACUGAUGAUUACCGAGACAAAUGAGCAGGCAGUUCCAGCACAACCAAUAACACCAGCACCAGAAGUUCCAAAAACAAGCAAAACUUUGGAUGUGUUCAGAGAUAAUCUUGUAAAAUUUAGCAAGUACAAUCAGCUACGGACACUGUCAACCCUCAAUUACUCGAAUGAGAAUACGAUGCUUCCAUCCACAAUUGUCAGUUCCAUUGAGUUUGACAAAGACUCGGAGUUUUUUGCCAUUGCUGGUGUGACUAAAAGGAUUAAGAUCUUUGACUACUACGCAAGUAUUCGCGAUGCUGUUGUGGAUAUUAAGCAUCCAAUUAAUGAGAUGAUCUGCACGAGUAAGAUCUCAUCAAUAUGCUGGAAUUCGUACUUUAAGGAGAUCCUAGCUGCAUCCGAUUAUGAAGGACUUGUGACUGUCUAUGAUGUUGAGACGAGAGCAAGGAAGAGGAUCUUCCAAGAGCAUGAUAAGAGGUGCUGGUCUGUAGACUUCAAUGAAAUUGACACAAAAUUGUUAGCAUCUGGAAGUGACGAUGCAAGAGUAAAGUUAUGGUCAAUUGAUUGUGAAAAUUCAGUUGCAACAUUGGAAGUAAAGACAGCAAAUGUCUGUUGUGUCAAGUUUAAUCCAAAGAGUUCCUGUCAUUUGGCUUUUGGAUCGGCUGAUCAUUGUGUUCAUUAUUAUGAUCUGAGGAAUCUUAAGGAGCCACUGCUGAUUUUGAAGGGUCACAAAAAAGCCGUUUCGUACGUGAAAUUCUUGAAUACAAAUGAAAUCAUUUCUGCUGGAACUGAUGGACAAUUGAAGUUAUGGGACAUCAAUAAGCAACCAUACUGUGUAAGAUCUUUUGUUGGAGGUCACAUAAAUGAGAAGAACUUUGUUGGAUUAGCUACAAAUGGUGACUAUAUAGCAUGUGGAAGUGAAGACAAUUCGUUGUGUAUUUACUAUAAGGGUCUCAGCAAGCAGUUGUUCAACCUCCGCUUCGAUCUUCAGCAACAGCAACGCUACAGCGGCUACGACAUAGACACAAAAGUCGGUUCAUCAGACAACGAGUUCGUCUCUGCUGUAUGCUGGAAAAAGUCACACUCACCAGCCCAACAAUCAAAUGUUAUAAUCGCGGGUAAUUCAAAGGGCAUCAUUAAAAUUUUGGAGCUUGUUUAAGAAUUUAUUUCAAUUUAAAAAAAAUCAAAAGAAUUUUAAGGUUAAAAAUAAAAAUAAAAAAUAUCGCUUAAAAAUGUUAAAAAUUAAAAUAUUAGAAAUCAUAAUAAUUGAUGUGUAGGAAUUGAUAGAAAAUACAUUUAAAAUGUCACGCUUUACACUUUAAACUAGCGAUGCUGAAAAUAUGAAUAUAUUACUAAGUGGGGAUGUGUUGGGUGUGUUGUGGGGGGUUGGGAAUUAACAACUUGAGUUUUUCGAAAUUUUAUAAUUUUUUGAAAUUUUUCGAUUUUUUUCAAUUUAUU